Messenger RNA from Didymodactylos carnosus, 1443 nucleotides. The record is from the annotation of a GenBank genome assembly. Lineage: Eukaryota; Metazoa; Rotifera; Eurotatoria; Philodinida; Philodinidae.
AUGCUACCUCGCAAAACCAAAAAGACUGUGGGUUCAGUUCUCGGUAAAAAACAAACACUCAAAAAUACACAACAUUCAAAACAGAAGAAAAAUAUUAAGCGUGUUGGAGCAGACACGUCCUCAGCGUCAUCAUCUCCUGCAACAAUCACACUUCGCCGUAGUCGUCGUCAUUUAAAGGAAAACAGUGUGACAGCAACAAUCUCGACAACUUCCACUGAAAAUAUUGAAAUAUCCCUACCACUAUCAUCAUCAUCAUCUUCCAGUAUUGCUAUUAAUAAAACGUAUCCACUACGUUCAAGAUUAAGAGAAAGCUUAUUAGCGUCGUCGCCCGUCGUGGCUACAACUGUUGGCCGCUUGGAGUUGACCACUCGACGAAAUACAACAGCAUCACCAUCAAUAUCAUCAUCAUCAACAACAACUAGAGCAAAAAAUAAAUAUUCGAUGGGAAUAAGAAAUGGCAAAACAUUGCGUUCAUUAACUGGUGUUCAAACACAAGAUUUAACACAAUCAUUUUCCUCAACAUCUCUGUUGUCUCUUCAGUACAACAAUAAUAAUAACAACAAUAAUAAUUCAAAUUAUUUUUGGUCACCUUUUUCAAAUCAUUUAACAAUCACAAAUCAUCCAUCGUUGGAACCACAUCAACAUUUUCCAGUUCGCCUAGACAUUUUACUUGAUCGACCACCGUGUCAACGUGAGAAACAGAUAGAAUACGGUUGGAAUCAAGAUGAUAAAUCAUUAAACAUAUUUGUGAAACAUAAUGAUCCAUGUACAUUUCAUCGACAUCCUGUCGCACAAAGUACAGAUGCAGUACGUUGUAAAAAAGGAUUUAAUACUGGUAUACAUGUUUGGGAACUCGAAUGGAAUACAAGACAACGUGGCACACAUGCAGUUGUUGGUGUCGGCACAAUAAAAGCAUCGUUACACUGUCCUGGCUAUCAGGCAUUAGUCGGACGAAAUGAAGAAUCAUGGGGUUGGGAUUUAGGACGAAAUAAAUUGUAUCAUAAAGGUGUUAAUAGUGUUUAUCCAUCAACAACAUCAGCAGCGCAAACAAAUUCAUCAUCAUUGGAUGCUGAUGCUUUAAAUAAUAAUGGUCAAACUUAUCCAACUACAUUGAAAUCUGAUGAAAGUUUUGUUGUUCCUGAUAAAUUUCUUGUUGUUUUGGAUAUGGAUGAUGGAACCUUAUCAUAUAUUGUCGAAGGACAAUAUUUGGGUGUAGCAUUUAAUGAUCUCAAAGACAAAGGUACAUUGUAUCCAAUGGUAUCAUCUGUAUGGGGACAUUGUGAAAUAACAAUGCGUUAUAUUAAUGGAUUAGAACCUGAACCACUUCGUUUAAUGGAUUCGUGUCGUCGUUCAAUUCGAAAACAAUUAGGCAAAAAUCGUUUACAUUUAGUUCAUAAACUUCAAUUACCAAAUUCUUUACGUGGUUAUUUGUUAUAUCAAUAA